GUCUCUCUUUUUUUGUACCGUUGCCUUUGAAACCCUAACGCAUCGAUGCUAAUCUAACAGCCCUAUUUGAUUAUUCUCACCCUAACCAAAGCCAAGAAUUGUCAAGUAAAGCUCCUCGUAUUUACAUCAUAAUUUGGAAGGCCGAUCGCCAUUCACGGACGACGAUUGUUACGAAAUAUCAGAAACAAAAAUUUAAUUUUUAAAUUGGGGGUGGAGCAAAAUGGAAUCUUCAUCGGUGAUUACUCCAGAAGAUGUUUUGGAGUCUUUGAUGAACGAUGGUACAAUCGAUACCAUGAGAUUAAAGAUCAUUAAUCAGAUUAAAGCUAAUGAAGAGCUGAAGAAUACAGCUAUUAAAAUGGCAGAACAGAGUAAGGUUCUUAACACUCCGGGGGCAGAAAAGCAGACAAAAAGGGAGCUGUUUGAUGCACUUCGGCAAGAACUUGAGACUUCAGUGCUUGAGAAAGCCUCUAAAUCAGUUUGGGAUUUGAUUCUGGACAGCAAUGGGCUGGGGAAGGAAAUAAGUGAAACAGUUGAAAGGGUAUUCUGUCGAUUAAGUGGCCGUGAGCCUCCUUUGUUUCCGCUAAAUGUUGAAACCCAAUCAGAGAAAGAGAAAGAGAAUGAGAAAGGGAAAGGAAAAGAGAUAGAAAAUGGGAAGGAGAAUUUGGUCUCUCCACUAAAGAAAAGAAAAUUUGAUGAGAUGAGCUAUGAAGAGGGAGCAUAUGAAGGUGCAAGUGGAAGUAGCAAACCUCCAGCCGUGCCAGAAGAUUCUAGUGAAGUGCCUCAGCCAAGUGUAUGACAACAUAAGCCCAGCCUUCCAUGAGCUCGGUGAUUUUGACAAGAGCCAAAAAGUUGGGGACCUGCCUACAAGUGAGCUUGGUUGGUAGCCGAAGUUUAUGAACUUUAUCUUCUAUAACCUCUUUGUUGGAUGCAUUAAACUGAUUACAGCAAUAAAAGGUGCUUUGUCUUUUUUUGGGUUGCUUCAAGGACUUCAUCGAUGCUUGGAGUUCCCAGCAGAGAGUCUUUACGAUCUUGAUUGAUGGUCUUUGUGCCUUUUUUGUGCCGGAAGUGGUGUUUCAUCAAAUCUUCUUCAAACACAGGACUCACCACCCUUCUUAACCCCGAGGUUUGGGGUGGCCUCAAUUUACUCAAGACCGCUAGGAUCAAUUUUACGUGUAGGAAUAGCUUGUGUUAUUCACCCAUACAACUUCUAAUGAAACUAACAUUUUGCCAAAUCAACUGUUAUACUUUAGUUUAUCAAGCUUGUUAUGCACUCCAAAUGUUACUUGAUCAGAUAUUUGUAGGUGCUUAAUCUAUAAUCUUAAUAUAAAAUUUCUCAGAAA
Messenger RNA from Camellia sinensis, 1340 nucleotides. RefSeq names its product antigenic heat-stable protein. NCBI's taxonomy places the organism in Eukaryota, Viridiplantae, Streptophyta, Magnoliopsida, Ericales, Theaceae. The record is from RefSeq and is a predicted model, not a curated record.